AAAAAUGUAUGAAAACACGAACAAGCUGGAGUAAAGCUGAAACUGGUAAAAAUAUAUCAUAUUAUAUAUUCUGCAAAAUAUCUUAAUCGUGAAGAUUUUGAUAAUUUUAUUAUUUAAAUUUAUCUAAAUCCAGUUUCUGCUAUCAAUUUUGGCAACAUGGCAGCCCCUGGGGAAUUGACUCCUGAAAUUCUGAGCGAUUUUCGCAAGAAAUUUCACCAAGAAGAGAAAAAUUUACUAGCUCAAAACGUGUGUACCAAGAAUGAUCCACUGGAAUGCUGCAUGUCUAGAUCGAAUUUUGAAGAAACAAAUCAUGUAUUCCAAUAUAAAGUCAUGGAAGCAAAGCCGAUGACAAAUCAAAAGAAUUCUGGAAGAUGUUGGAUUUUUGCAACAUUGAAUGUCAUCAGGAUUCCAUUUAUUAAACAUUUUAACUUGGAAGAGUUUGAGUUCAGUCAGCCUUAUUUAUUUUUCUGGGAUAAGAUUGAACGUUGCAAUUAUUUUCUUCAUAAUAUCGUUAAAACAGCCAAGCAAGGAGAAAAAGUAGAAGACCGAUUGGUAUCAUUCCUCCUCCAUGACCCCACCUGUGAUGGCGGCCAAUGGGAUAUGAUUUGCAAUCUAAUAAACCGAUAUGGUUUAGUUCCAAAGGCAUGUUUCCCAGAGUCCUGGACCACCGAAUCAACCUCUCGAAUGAAUUCACUUCUCACCAGCAAGUUGAGGGAAUUUUCAAGAGAAUUAAGAAGCCUUGUUGAUGAUGGAGCGUCUAAUGAAGCCAUUGAGAAGAGAAUAAUUGAGCAGAUGACUGUAGUCUACCGAAUCGUUGGUAUCUGUGUAGGAAUUCCAUCAGAAACAAUCACUUGGGAGUACUAUGAUAAAGCGAAAAAUCACAAAAGCAUCGGACCAAUCACUGGAUUAGAUUUCUACAAAAAUCAUGUAAAGCCAUACUUCAAUGUUGAUGAUAAGGUUUGUUUGGUGACUGAUCCAAGACCUACACAUCCAUUUGGACAUCUCUACACUGUUGAUUGUCUGGGCAAUGUUGUUGGUGGACGACAAACCCUUUACAAUAAUCAACCAGCUGAAGUGUUGCUUGAACUCACUGCUAAAAGCAUACACCAGCAAGAAGCUGUUUGGUUUGGGUGUGAAGUCGUUAAACGAUUUGCUUCAAAACCUGGAUUUUUCAGCCUCAAAGCACAUGAUAUUAUGUCGAUGUUUGGAGUUGAUGCUCAACUAGGACUCUCCAAAGCAGAUAGAUUGAUCUAUGGAGAGUCUUCUAUGACUCAUGCUAUGGUUUUCACUGGAGUUUCUUUGGAUAACAAAGGAAAGGUCACAAAACUUCGUGUGGAAAAUUCCUGGGGUGAAGAACGUGGAGAUAAAGGAUACAACGUGAUGACUGCAGAAUGGUUUAACGAGUUUGUGUUUGAAAUAGUUGUAGAUAAGAAAUUUGUACCACCUGAAGUACUUGCAGUAUUUGAACAAGAGCCAAGAGUUCUUCCUGCUUGGGAUCCAAUGGGAACUUUGGCUCAAUAAUCAUUUAAUUGAUGGAAAUUUAUAAUAACAUACAAUAUUAUGGUAUUUUACUACUCAAUUAUAAAUUUUAGAUUUUAGUUUUAUGAAUAAUUGAUAAUUAUCUUAUCAAGCAUUGAAAUAAUAUCGAUAUAAUAUCAAAAUAAUACAUAAUAAAUUUUUUUACAAUAA
Messenger RNA from Chelonus insularis, 1689 nucleotides. Its product is annotated as bleomycin hydrolase. The coding region runs from base 157 to 1521 and encodes 454 amino acids. Gene Ontology annotation, cellular component: cytoplasm. The transcript has 4 exons. Gene Ontology annotation, biological process: L-homocysteine catabolic process; proteolysis; response to toxic substance. The record is from RefSeq and is a predicted model, not a curated record. Gene Ontology annotation, molecular function: cysteine-type aminopeptidase activity. Lineage: Eukaryota; Metazoa; Arthropoda; Insecta; Hymenoptera; Braconidae.